Messenger RNA from Saitoella complicata NRRL Y-17804, 684 nucleotides. RefSeq names its product S-adenosyl-L-methionine-dependent methyltransferase. Lineage: Eukaryota; Fungi; Ascomycota; Saitoellomycetes; Saitoellales; Saitoellaceae. Gene Ontology annotation, cellular component: cytoplasm. The transcript has 2 exons. Gene Ontology annotation, biological process: peptidyl-lysine dimethylation; peptidyl-lysine monomethylation. The record is from RefSeq and is a predicted model, not a curated record. Gene Ontology annotation, molecular function: protein-lysine N-methyltransferase activity. The coding region runs from base 1 to 684 and encodes 227 amino acids.
AUGUCCACAGACGAUAUCGCAGCAACAGACCUCCCGGCAUCCAAGCUCGGCACCCAGGAUUACUGGGACAACAUCUACCAACGCGAACAAACCGCCUUCAACGACAUCGGUGACGAAGGUGAGGUAUGGUUCGGUGAAGAAUCCGAAGCCAAAAUCCUAGAAUGGCUCGAAGACAACCUCCCCCCGUCACCCCAUCUGCACAUCCUCGACCUCGGCACCGGAAACGGCCACCUCCUCUUCGAACUCGAAGAGGCCGGUUACGAACCCCAAACCCUCCACGGAAUCGAUUACUCACCCUCAUCUAUCUCGCUCGCCAAAUCCAUCGCGGCGGAACGCGGAAUCGAGGGAAUCACGUUCGAGGAGCGGGAUAUAACGGCAGCGUUGCCGGAGGGGGAGGUAGGGAAGUACAAUUUCGUCGUUGAUAAAGGGACUUUCGACGCAAUUUCGCUUAACCCUGAAGGUGCGGAAGUCCGCGAAGUCUACGCUGACCGCGUGCACGCACUCGUCAAACCCGGCGGGUACUUCCUCAUCGUAUCGUGUAACUGGACCGAAGCCGAAUUGGAGCAGAAGUUGGGAAGGGAGGGAUUCGUGAGGGAUAGUGUGAUUAAGUUCAAGAGUUUUGAGUUUGGGGGGGUAAAGGGGAGUGAGUAUUCGAGCAUUGCGUUUAGGAAGGCGGAGGCAUAG